Sphaeramia orbicularis (orbiculate cardinalfish) is the source of this 6177-nucleotide messenger RNA. RefSeq names its product adenosine monophosphate deaminase 2a (gene ampd2a). Gene Ontology annotation, biological process: AMP metabolic process; IMP salvage. Lineage: Eukaryota; Metazoa; Chordata; Actinopteri; Kurtiformes; Apogonidae. Gene Ontology annotation, molecular function: AMP deaminase activity. The record is from RefSeq and is a predicted model, not a curated record. Gene Ontology annotation, cellular component: cytosol.
UUAUGGCUGUGCAGCAUGUUUCCUGACCUGCUGCUGGCUGGGAGGAGGAGCCAUCUCUGCAGAGGAGCGUCUUCUGGUCCAGUAUGGGUCCUGCCGCCCUGCUGCCCCAUCAUGAGACAGAGCUCCAGCAUCAGAGCAAGCACUCCAUUCUCCCUCUGCUGGCCACUGAGGAGCUUUUACUCACGCUGCUCCCGUAGUAACAGGAGCACAGGCGGCAAGAUGUCAUCCUCCACCUCCUCCUCUGCUACCGAUGGACAAGGGAAGGUUAAACCUAAAUCCCCAUUUCGCAAGAGGGGUAGCUUGCAGAGCACCACCAGCCCUGAUUUGUGUAGUGCGUCAGGACCAAAACCCCUGAAGCCUCAGCGAUCCCUUCCAGGGACUCCUGUUUCACUCACACAUUACCCUGUCGACCUGCGACAUCCAUGGAAAGAAGUACAAGAGAUCGCAGAGGAGCUGUUCACGCGCAGCAUGGCUGAGAGUGAGAUGCGAAGUGCUCCUUAUGAGUUCCCAGAGGACAGCCCCAUCGAACAGCUGGAGGAGCGACGGCACCGCCUCGAGAGGCAAAUCAGCCAGGACAUAAAGCUUGAGCCAGAGAUAUUGCUCCGCGCCAAACAGGACUUCAUGAAAAUCGACAGUGCUCCAGACCUAGAGUUAAUGAAGGAGAAGAGUGUGGACACUGUGGAUGAUGAUUUUCCGGAGAGGGAAAUGCCAAUGGAGCGAGAGUACCAGCGGGUUUCUAUAUCUGGAGAAGAAAAGUGUGGGGUGCCCUUCACUGACCUGGUAGAUGCUGCUAAAUGUGUGGUGAAAGCAUUAUUCAUUCGGGAGAAGUACAUAAAUCGAUCCAUGCAGACCUUUUGUAAGACCACGGCUCACGCCUUACAGGACCUCGGGGUGAAGACUCACGAUAUGAGAGUUUAUGAUGAUAUUCCAGAAACCCCUGUGGAUGCUGAUGCCCCCGUCCACCCACCUGUUUCUGAGACCCAUCCCUACGACAAUCAGGACCCUGGAAAUAUGCCCCCAGAUGCAGGAUAUGGUUGCACUAUGGUGGAUGGAGUGGUUCAUGUCUACACUAAAAGAACCAACAUGGACAAAAGUACAGAGCUUGAUCUGCCCUAUCCUGACCUGAAGGAGUAUAUUGCCGACAUGAAUGUUAUGAUGGCUCUCAUCAUCAACGGGCCAGUGAAGUCUUUUUGCUACCGCCGCCUGCAGUACUUAAGUUCUAAAUUCCAGAUGCACAUCCUCUUGAAUGAAAUGAAGGAGUUGGCAGCUCAGAAGAAGGUUCCUCACAGAGAUUUCUACAACAUACGAAAGGUAGACACACACAUACAUGCGUCCUCGUGCAUGAACCAGAAGCACCUGCUGAGAUUCAUCAAGAGAGCCAUGAAGAAAUACCCUGAGGAGAUCGUUCACAUCGAGCGAGGAAGGGGUCAGACACUCAAGGAGGUGUUUGAGAGCAUGAACCUGACAGCGUUCGACCUGAGUGUGGACACUCUUGACAUGCAUGCGGAUCGAAAUACAUUCCAUCGGUUUGAUAAGUUCAAUGCCAAAUACAACCCCAUCGGAGAAUCCAUCCUUAGAGAGAUCUUCAUCAAGACUGACAACCACAUCGAGGGGAAAUACUUUGCGCACAUUGUCAAGGAGGUGAUGUAUGAUUUGGAGGAGAGCAAGUACCAAAACUCUGAGCUUCGUCUGUCUAUCUACGGUCGCUCCAGGGAUGAAUGGGAUAAAUUGGCUCAGUGGGCUGUCAAACAUAGAGUGUACUCUGACAACGUGCGCUGGCUUGUUCAGGUCCCCAGGCUUUUUGACGUGUACCACACAAAGAAACAGCUUGCUAACUUCCAGGAGAUGCUAGAGAACAUCUUUUUGCCUCUGUUUGAAGUCACUAUCAACCCCCGCAGUCACCCAGAGCUACAUCUCUUCCUGGAGCAUGUGGUGGGCUUUGACAGUGUGGAUGAUGAGUCCAAACCUGAGCAUCACAUCUUCAAUCUUGACAGUCCCCUGCCGGCCAACUGGACAGACGAAGACAACCCACCGUACUCCUACUACCUCUACUACACCUACGCCAACAUGACUGUGCUCAAUCACCUGCGAAGGAAGCGAGGUUUCCAUACGUUUGUGCUGCGACCUCACUGUGGAGAGGCAGGGCCCAUCCAUCACCUGGUGUCUGGUUUCAUGUUAUCAGAGAACAUCUCCCAUGGGUUGCUGCUCAGAAAGGCUCCAGUGCUUCAGUAUCUUUACUACUUGGCUCAAAUUGGCAUCGCUAUGUCACCGCUGAGUAACAACAGCCUGUUCCUUAGUUACCACCGAAACCCACUGCCAGAGUAUCUGUCCCGGGGCCUCAUUGUGUCUCUGUCCACAGACGAUCCCCUUCAGUUCCACUUCACCAAGGAGCCUCUGAUGGAGGAGUACAGCAUUGCUGCUCAGGUUUGGAAGCUCAGUUCCUGUGACAUGUGUGAACUGGCGAGGAACAGUGUCCUCAUGAGUGGGUUUUCACACAAGGCAAAGAGCUACUGGUUGGGCCCCAGCUAUUCCAAAGUGGGUCCUGAGAGCAAUGACAUCCGUCGUACAAAUGUCCCUGACAUUCGUGUGGCGUAUCGCAGCGAAACGCUCUCUGAGGAGCUCCAGCUCAUCACUCACGCUGUGAGCACUGACGAGUUAGACACUAUUGAUGAAGAGGACACUCUGUCCAUGGGCCCUCUUCCAGGGGGACGCUGACGUCAUGGUCACAUGGUUCUAUCCUGUAAAGUCCCAAUCCUCCAGCCAAUCCCAGCUCGACACUGCAGUGAUGCAGUCUCAAGUGUCCUGUUGAGUUUACCUGUAAACACCCAGAAUUGUCACUAUAGAAGAACGCUGCACGCUGACACCCUCACAACUCCCAGAAAGCCAAGGAUGUAGUGCUGCUAGGCAGCUUCACUGUUCCUUGAUUACCUGUGUCUGGUUUUAGGACUCAAAGAUUAUACUAUGGCUACAACUCUGGGUUCUGUUAUUUUCUCUGACGUGUCCACCGUCAGUUUGCAUGAUGAACGUUUGUAGCAUCGACGAGCUCGGGGGUUUUCGAACUCAAAGAAUUAAAAAGCACUAGAGGGCAGUGUUUUCUGUCUGCUCAAUCUUAUUUUUAUGUUUUGAUUCCACGACCUUUCCUGCCAAAGCCAUCAUACUGGUUUCUGUAUUUGUUGUAAUUGGCCAUAGAUGUGACACUGUCUACAGAAUGAAGUCAACAUCACAUUAAGACUUCGACUCUCUGAAAGCUGCUUACAGUACGGUUGACCUUACAUUCAGCUUAGCCUAAGUGCUUUUUUAUGUUCAUAACACAUAUGUAGACUGUAGAUUCAGAAUUUGUGAGAUGAAAGUUGCACAUAUACAGGAGGCUUUGACAAGUUUCAUAUAUUAACCUCCUCAACAGUAGCUUAAAGGUUAGAAAACUGAACCAGAGACUCAAACAACAGGAGAAGACAGUGAGCUGGAUCAGUGUCAGCCAUGCACAGGGCUUGGUGUUGUUUCAAACCAUUUAGUUGCCAAAUUGCAUAAACAAUCAUUGUCCCAUGAUUUGAAUCAGUUCUGAAAUAACCAAGAGAAUCUCUAGCUCUGGAGUCAGGUAGGAAGCAGAUUUUUCUCUGGUUGACAGCAAACAUUCCAAUAAGCAAAGAUGAGUUUUUAGACACAUAUGAAAAGAUUUCUAGUAAAUAUAGAGAACUAUUUCGGUUUUAUGCUUUUCUGCAGUAGACGUUUAAUGGGGAAAUGUGCAUUGUUGACCAGUUUGUGUCAAAGGACAGUCAAAGUGCAUGAAUUUAGCAUCGUCCAAUGAGAACGUCCGUCCCUUACCUCAUUGUGGUAUGAAGAUGUGGAGCCUGUGCACCUUCUCAAGGCCCUGACCACACUGUCUUCUUGGACAAACAGAAAGUGGUGGAGUCCCCCCCCCUCUGCAUGUAGUGCACUAUACAUAUGCACAAAGCCAAGACUUCACAGUGCCUUUACAAUGUUAGGUUUAGGCACUUUGCAACCAUCUCCUUCCAGACUGUUGUAUGUAUAAUGUAUAAAGUUUUGUCUUUACCAACUAUUGCAUAUUUCUUCACAGAGUACACGCCUGUGCACUGUUGCAAUAUCCACAUUAGUGGAGUUGAAAUCCCCUAGAUGCAUGUUUAGAGUAAAAGAGCUUUUUACUUAGCCUUCGUAUUGUAUUCAGGAGGAACAUUGAUUUAUGUUCAGGCCUCUGUCUAUAAGUGCUUUUUUUGCAUGCAUGCAUGAAUAAUGGAUGGCAGGAGUGAAUGGUUUGUUUACAGCCAGCUAUAAAAUAACGUAAAUUAAAAUAUUCAGGUUUGCCCACCAGCUUUUUCAGUCAGAAAUGUGUUUGCAAUGAAUAUUUUGUUCAGCAAACACAUUUAACCUCAGCAUUUUUCACCAUGUAGACAUGAGCAAACCAUGCUGGGACAUGGUUAAAACUGAUGCAUGGUUCCUGUAGCAUUCUUAUGAAACUUCCCCAGACCUGAUCUAAGAUCAGCCGUUUUGUAUUGUCCACUCAUCCUGUUGUCACACCACUCUCCCUGCCACUGGACACAGUCCAGUCAGACUGUGAGCGUUUUUCUUAAAAACCUAGAUGCUACUGUUAAGUAAUAUUUGAUGCCAAGACUAGGACUUAUAGUGAGUAAACACAGAGGAUGUUAGGUGUAGAAAGAGAUAAAGCAUUAGAAAACAUGAGCCUUUAUCUGAGUAACUAACUGUAAUGUAUUAGGUCAUAAAUAUAUAUAAAUAUAUAUGUUUAAGUCAACAGAUAAUUAAGAUUUAAAAAAAAAAGGAAUUGGAUCUUAAUCUAGUAAAUCACAGUAGCUUCUAUGUGCUGAAGGAUGCGCAGGAGUUUUGCAUUGGUGGAAUUUGUGUGGUUGUUGGAUUUCAUGUAUAAAAUGUAUUUUUUUAAAGGCGAUAUAGAGAUAAGAAAUUUUAUAUUCACUAUAUAUCAAUGUUGAGGUUAAACAGUUUUUUUUUUUUGCAGUAGAUCAGUGUGAGCUAGCAUUAUGUCAUAAAAACAGAAUAUUUUCAGAGCAGUUUUUAUUUUGGUUGUACUUUUUAAUUUGUCAAGGGAAUAUGACACAGUAUUUUAGUGUCUGUCCUGCCUGUUUAUUCUCACAGUAGCUGCUCCCCUUAUGUGUUGUUUCAUACUCCAGAUAAUUCUCAGUUUGAAGUUGUAGUUCAGUUAUCAAAUAGGUGAUACAUACAUGAUUAAUACCUCUUAUUCUACAGCCAAAAGUCUCUUCAGUAGCCUUUUAGACACAUAAAUGAAUUGUCCAUGAUUUUACAUCACAGCUGUUUUAAAUCUGUUUUUUUUUUUUGUUUGUUUUUUUGGGUACAAAUUUGUGUUAAAAGCUAUUUUUCUUGAGUUCCACUACUGACAGAUUCAUGAUCUAUGCUGAGUCAUCCUGUUUGACAGCAUCAGUCCAGAAGCUGAAGCACAAAGUGUCAUAACUGCAGUUCCAUUUUGUCACUGACUUGUACUGGUUUCAAUGUGCAAUGACUAGUUUGUUGAUGACUUUUAUAAAUUAUGAGGAUACGUUUUUGAUGCAGUAGUUUAGAUUCUCUGUUCCAUCCCUGCUCUGUUUUUUCAAUGCUUAGACUUUUACUUAGAUAUCCAUCCACUUUGUUUUUAUAACUGUUUUUACUGUUUUUAUGUACACCUCAAGGGUUUAUAUGUCUCUUAAACUAACCACAAAUUGUCGAAGACCCUACCUCACAAUUUCAGAUCAUGGCUUCAGCUCGGUUUUGUCCUCAGCAGCAUCAGUGUUAAAUAAAUAACAACACCCCACACCAACAGAAAGAACAGAAAAUAUUUACUGUUCAGUGUUUUCUGAGCUGUAAAACAUAAAAAAUACACUUAAAAAACUCAAUGCCUGUAAAAUUCAUGUUGAUUUCACUGUAUCUAUCUCACCAUGUAUUCAUUUCACGUAUUUUCGUACUCACACUCGAGGUAUUUUAUGUUAUGUUAAUAUAAUUACCGUUACAUUUUUUUUUUGUUUUUACGCUACUGUCACUUUGUCAGAGAUUUUCAUUUUUAUUUGUGCCUAAUUUUGAUCAGUAGUCAUAUUAUUGCCUGAAAUGGAUUGCCAGUAAUUCACACAUCCAGAAGCAUCUGAUAAUGAGGUUCAUGUCUAAUGUCUGAACAAUAUAAUAAAGCAUGUUUACUCACUA